AUCCGGUGUUGACUCUCUACCAUUGACAGCUUUGAGUUUCCCGUUGGACACAGAGUAUUCAGGGAAGUCACCAGAAAUCAUAUAUUGAGAAUUUCUAUCAAACUGAUAGCUAACCAGAUGCUUCCAUCUUCUGAUCAUGUGGCAGGAAGCACCUGAGCUAGUGCUCAAAAAUAUAUUUAGUUACUUGGAGGCCUCCGAUUUACGUGCUGUGUUUUUGACAUGUCGACUGUGGCAUCGCAUUGCAACAGAGGAUGUUAUUUGGAAACAACUUGUUCAGAGAUUAUGGAAAAUAAAAGGAUCUUUACCACCUGGGAAAAUUUCAUGGCGGAAUGAAUACCAGCGCUUGACACAUGAGACACCAACACACCUCAGCGAAACAUUACUGGAGCACUCCGAUGAAGUCCUGGAUGUCAGCUUCUCCCAUGACGGAAAGCUGUUCUGUACAACCUCGAAAGACGCCACUGUAAAAGUUUGGGAAUUGGGUUACCCGACCAAGUUAAAACACAAUGCCAAGAUGUUGCUGUUGCAGGGCUGGAAUAUGACCCAGUUUUCCAUAUUCAACAAAAGUGAUACAUACCUUUGUGUUUGUGGGGUGCAGUUUGAGGGCAACGUAGAAAUGUAUUUUCCAAGCACCUCAGGAAGAGCAGCUGUUUUCAGAUUGAAUGAUUUCAAGUUGAUACAGACUAUGAAAAUGGAGCCACCUCAGCUAUUUGCGGACUGGUAUGAUGACACCACUGUUCUAGGUGGUUACGUAGUGGAGAACCAGCAGAACAUUCUGCAUAUAAAAGCUUUCAAGGUAGAAGAAAAGGAACCAUUUGAUGUACAUGAGCCAGACUGUGGCCAGAUAGUAUACAGUUUUGAAACAAAUCAUCACCAUACAAUGAACCUAUUGGUUGCUGAUCUUCCAUCUUGUCAGCACCAGUCACAUGAUCAGUCAGGUGACCAACACAAAACACUAAAGUCCCAAGAUCCAGAAAAUCAGAGAAAUAACAAUGCAAAUUCUGUAACAAAUUGUGCAUGUUGUUGUGACAAACACCGAAAAAUGAUGAUAUUUGUUUGUGAACAACAUUCUGCUUUUGCAGUUCAUGAUGCAACAGACCUGCAUCAGAGAAUUCAUGCAAGAAAUGCUAAAUUACAAACAAACUCUAAAAAAUUACCAAGUCGUGCCAAAUUUUUGAAGACUGCCAGUAGUAGAAUAACGAGGAAUUCGGUAGGAACAUCAGAUAGGUCGAAUCAAGGUCAGUUGGGUAGAAGUUCUCGAGGUACUCAGAAUGCAAUUGAGCUUCCAGGAGCAUCUGUUCUUGAUAAACCAACUUGCCGUCCUUUAUUCGACAAGUAUUACAUAUCUGGAGUGAAGCUUUCACCCGAUCAAAGAGAGCUGUACUUUAACUAUCGGAUCUACCAUGCUGAAGAGUUGGAUGAAGAGGGUUACCCUGUAAUAGAUCCCGACAUCACAAUAGACACAUUUAAUCUUGUCACCAAGUCCCAUACCAAGAACCUUUUACGUGGCCACAAGGCUUCCUCUUCUUAUCCAGCUUGGUAUAUUUGUCUGGACAUCAGUCAGGAUUAUAUUGUCAGUGGCAGCGAGGAUGGUCGUGCUUUCCUUUGGGACAGAAAUUACCUCUGUUUCCUUGGUCAUCUACCUCACAGCGAGAAUCCAGAAAUCGUCAUCAAUGGCACCGCAUUCUGUCCGACCGAUAGCGAGUGUGUGGUCACCGGAGGAGAUGACGGAGUCAUUCAUAUUUGGAGGUCAAAAAGGAGACUUACCGAAUUAAAGAGACAACAAGGCCUGGUUCCUAUAGAUACCAAUUGCACAAGUUGUUUCCCUUAGUAACAUUUUAAAUUAUUUCCAUUUUCCUUAGUAGCAUUUUAAAUUAUGUAUAGAUUAAAUGUACCAAAACAAGAUAUUGAUACAAGCAGUUGGAUUUUUUAACAAUACAUGUAUAUGUAAUCAUUUGGAUAAAUACAAGAAUAGCAUAAGAAGAUUUUGCUUAGAUAUGAGAAAUUUGCAAAAAACAUCAUGAACAAAAAAGACCUUGGGAUUUAGAUGAUUUUUUGUGGAUAAAAGUCAUUAAAAAUAAUUAUAAUUAAGAUAUCUUUAGCGGUUUAGAAUUUUCAAACUUUCCAAUAUCUAACCUAAAAAUAUAUAAAUUUUUUGAUAAUGUUAAAAAAUUUAAAAUCCCCAGCGGAUUUCGAACUCAAGACUCACAUAUUUGUAAUGAACCCUCUAACCCACUGUAUCUAACCCACUGUCAAUAAAGGGAAAGAAACUAUUUAUAGAAUUACACUUAAUAAUAUUGUUUAUUUCAAUAAAUAGUUCAUCAUAACAUGGAGGUGUCCCAUGCCACCUUUAAUUUUUAGAUAUGAUUUAGUAAGUUAUAUAGUAUUUCAUAAAAACAAAUUCUAUAUACAUGUAUUUCAGUUUUAAAAUUUGAAUAUUUUUCUUUGUCUUUUACAGAACUCUUCUUCCAAAGAAGAACUUUACAAUCUAAAAAUAACCACAAUUAUCUUCCUUCUUAAUUUUCAUAUUCUAAUACUAAUUAUAUUGAUUACAAGUUCCUCUAAUAUGGCUUAUCAGUUAGUGUUGGCUUUGUGUCAGCCUUUUCUUUAAAACUUAUUUUCAACAUGGUUAUUGAAAUUUUAACCCACUCUGUUUAUGUAAUCAAACUACUGUAUAUCCAGUAGUUUUUAAACAGGUUUUCCAAAGAAAAAAUAAGGAUAACUUCUUCUACAGUUUUCAAGAUAGGAAGUUGAUGUUUUGAAGAUCAAUUGCACAUAUAUCAGAGGUGUGCAUAUUGCUUGGAUUUUGAUUUUUGAUAAUUUAUGAAAAAAUACCCGCUGUUGAACUUAGUCAUUUUUGGCAAAAUAUUGCAUAUAUUAGUCAUAUUUUGGCAAAAUAUUGCAUAUAGGGUACCCUGAUACAGUUAUACUGAUAACUCCUCCUACAGUUUUCAGGAUAAGAAGUUGCUGUUCUGCAGAUCAAUUGGACAUAUAUCAAAUGUGUGCUUAUUGCCGAGAUUUUGAUUUCUGAUGAUUUAUUUAAAAAAUACACCUGUUGAACUUUGUCAUAUUUUGGUAAAGUAUUGUCUAUAGAGUACCCUCAUUUCCCUGGAUAGGUAGUGUUCAUCAAUUCAAGGUUGACAAAUGAAUUAUAGAUAAUGUUUACACAAAAGAAAACCCGGUUUGCUGUCCCAUUGACAGCUUUUUCUCUUGUUCCCGAUAACGACAAAGAGCACACGGCGAGUGUGACCGGUCAGCAGAGUAUGCCCUCUCCUCCAUGGCACCUGAUCUUCUCUAAUUUUUGUAGAGGUCCGUAUUUGCUCUGCUCCUGUUUUGUAUUUUUUCCUUUGGAUUUUUUUUUCUAUUUUAAACACUGCUCAUUAUCACCACACAGUGUUGAUUAGGUGAGUAGUGUACUUUUUGAACAUUUUUUAAAAAUAUUUUAAUUUCAUUCAUAGCAACACAACGAAUUUCAAAGAGAUUUUUGAACCACUAUUAAUCCACAAUGUAGAUGGUUCAGAAAGGGCCAAAAUAGGAUAUCUAUUGAAUAUGUAUAUUUAUACAUAGAAAUACAGAAUGCAUGGUACGGGUCUUGUUUGGGUAAAACCGUAAAAAUAUCGCGUUUCAAUUAAAAAAGUGCAUUAAUAUAAUUAUAUUAGUAUAUGUUCAGUAUAUUAUAUGUACUGAAGAAAAGAUUUUGUGUAAUAAAGAGAAAAAACUAUGCCCUUCAAGUAAGAACUAAAAAUGACUCGGUUCAAAAUUGAUUUAUAUUUUUUGGUAUGUUUAAAUUUGUGACAUAUCAUUAUUUUUAAUAAAACUCAAGCUUGUAAGAAUCGAAGACAUUGUAUGUGUUUUUUUAUACAAGUCACCUGAGGAAAAAAAUUGUUCUUAAAAUGAUUUAAUUAAUGUCUCAUGCAGUUGGACGCAAGGUUUUGCUUUAAAUCUUGUAAAUUUUAUGAUAAUAAUGUUUUCAUGAUAUGCAAUUAUAUAUCCAUAUAUCAAUUAUAAUUUUUUUUUAUCUUCAAUGCUAGAACAAAAUGUAAACACCAGAAUGUAUUAUGAUUUUCACCAUUUGUUGCUGUGAUAGAUAUUUAAUUGAUGGAUAUUAAAAAAAAAUUGUUACUGAUAUAAAAUAAACAGUUAUUUGCUUAA
Molecule: messenger RNA, 4152 nt
Organism: Magallana angulata
Lineage: Eukaryota; Metazoa; Mollusca; Bivalvia; Ostreida; Ostreidae
Product: F-box/WD repeat-containing protein 5-like
Exons: 8
Coding region: 137-1831 (564 amino acids)
Biological process (GO): protein ubiquitination
Cellular component (GO): SCF ubiquitin ligase complex; Cul4-RING E3 ubiquitin ligase complex
Molecular function (GO): protein binding
Source: RefSeq, a predicted model, not a curated record